This is a messenger RNA of Babesia bovis T2Bo, 882 nucleotides long. RefSeq names its product Der1-like family protein. The record is from RefSeq and is a predicted model, not a curated record. NCBI's taxonomy places the organism in Eukaryota, Apicomplexa, Aconoidasida, Piroplasmida, Babesiidae. Gene Ontology annotation, molecular function: ubiquitin-specific protease binding; misfolded protein binding. Gene Ontology annotation, biological process: endoplasmic reticulum unfolded protein response. The transcript has 4 exons. The coding region runs from base 194 to 820 and encodes 208 amino acids. Gene Ontology annotation, cellular component: endoplasmic reticulum membrane; Hrd1p ubiquitin ligase ERAD-L complex.
AUAAACAAGUCACUAAUACAUAAUAACCCUUUAAUACACAUUGUAACCGCUGGAAUCAAUCUCAAAUACUGCCAAAACAUUACUAUGUCCUUUCUAGGAACCACACAUUCAUGUGACAUAACAUUACUACACAUUUUAUAAUGCUAUACAAUGUAGUUACAACAUCCAUGACUAGUGUAAUGUAUCUGACAGAAUGGAUGGUAUUACAAGGUCAAUACCGUACAUGACUAAAUUAUAUAUAACCACGUCGGUUUGCCUUAUGGUUCUUUGUUCUCUGGAUAUUGUAAGUCCGCUGAAUUUAUAUAUGAGUUGGACUAUGAUAUUUCAAGGAGAAAUAUGGCGGCUUAUUACAUGUUUCGUGUACUUUGGAUCAUUUGGGAUGACAUUUUUUUGGAAUCUCUAUGUCCUAGUUCAUUACUGCAGUUCGCUGGAAAGCAUAACUAUGCAUAAUAGGCCAGCCGAUUUUCUUUGGAUGCUUAUAUUUUCAGCUACAAUGUUGUUGACACUAUCGCAUUUCUUUAGUCACAGCGUAUUUUACGGAGGCAGCAUGAUUAACAUUCUGACAUAUAUUUGGGGAAGAAAGAAUCCCUACAAUCGCGUUGGUAUUAUAUUUCUUAACGUGCCAGCUCCAUAUUUGCCGUGGGUCAUGUUGGCACUCUCCCAUUUCUCAGGCUCUUCUCUAACGGAAAAUAUUAUGGGAAUAUUUGUGGGACAUACAUACUACUAUUUUACUGAAGUAUUUCCCACCAUGCCAAUAACACAUGGGAUUCGCCCCUUAGACACGCCGGGGUUCCUCAAAAAACUCCUCAAUCAACCGUAGAGUGUCUAUAUUGCGUUGAAUCAUCAAACAAUGGUUGGGCAGAGUAUCAACCUAUUUUUCGU